AUGUAUGACAGGUGCCGAGUUGCCGAUGAAUUUCAUUUUGUUAAAGUGCUUACGGCCCAUCUGGUAGACUCCAGUGGUGGACCAGCUGAGCCAGGUGCGUCUGUGCGCAUGUUUGUGAUUCCGGUCCCAGCUGGUCGUCAGGGUUAUGAUUGGCUGAAUGAAGGCAAACAAACCCAAAACUGUGCUGUAUUGAUCUACCCUCCAUACUCUGCCGCCUCCACUCUGAUAUAUACAUAAAUGCAUUCGUAUGAACUGGAACGCAGGCAUCCCAAAAAAUAUUAUUUGAUGGCAAAAACGUUCUUUCGGAAAAGUAGAAAAUCUAUAUGCAUUAUGUUUAUCUGGCUACUUUUUCCUCAGACCAGCGUAGUUGAAGGCAUAUUCAUUAUCGUCCCUACCUGCAAUACUUACUUUUAUGGACGAAUUAGAAACCCGCCAGUUAUGCACUACGCUCCGGAAUCCUGUUGAGUUGAUUUAACUGUCGCUGUCCGACCAGCAGAAAUCUACACAGAGAAUUUGGUUCGGACGUACAUUUGCGACGUCCAUUAGUCAUGUCGCAAGUAGUUCGCUCAGUCUACUUCCAUUUUCUGUUUGGAAUUUCUAUGUAUUCAACUUUUUACUUUUUCUCGCCAACUUGCUCCUUGUAUCCUUCUCUGCGGACAUUUAGCUGACGUUCGAUUUCCGAAAAUUACAGAUUGAUCAAAAGGCAAGGGGAAGACACUCUUAGAAGGGGACGGAUCGCGAGCAGAUGGCGACAAUGUAGCGGGGGGAAGAUGCGAAGCAUAUUGAGUCGCCAAACUUUGAUACUGCACUUUGUGCCUCGGAGGAACGAGGUGUUUAAAGUCUCGUAGGAUAUUGUCGUUCACCUUAAAAAUCUAUAUAUAGACUAUUUAAUGGAUGAUGUUCUUAUAUCUGCUACUGAUGUAGAAUGGGCUGCUCAUCGUCAUUUGACUCGGGAAUUUUUAUAGGUCCGACUGGUGCUGACAAAAGUCAGAAAGGAAAGCCUACUUUUACUUGUAAGUAGGUUUACUAAUUUUGGAGAUCACAAACUCUCGAAAUUGUAGUUGUAGGCAUUUGAAGACCCUCUCUUGCACACGAAGUUACAAGUGGUAAUAACGGACGGCUGAAUUCGAGAAUAAAGAAAGAGGCAACUUUACUAACACUUUCCACGCAGGAAAUGUAAGCAGCGGACUGUCUUUAGGAUCAAAAUGCGCAAAAUUAUCGUUUGAUCCGAACCCCCCCCCGCGUCCUCUCCCGCCUCCGAUCUACUUGCCAAUGUCUUGACACGGGGUACAGGUGGGAGGGAAGGAGAGAGUGCGGUAGGUGCUGUGCAAGUCCACUACCACUAUAAAUUAAAUCACGCACAAACCACCUUACCUGCUCUCACCCUGCUGUGGAGCACGCGGUGGACAUCGUCGGUCGCGACGUUCGAACCGUUAUUUCACUUACAUGGUGUCGCCCACCGAGGUUGCCCUCAGAAUUGCGGUUAUACGUUCUUGCUGCAUUUUUUGAGUAAUCGUGUGCAGUCCCCAGUUUGUCUGACGUUAUGACGGACUAUUCGGCAAGGUCCGCUGAUCGGAAAUGUGUAAUAAGCAUACUGUCAUUCCGAUAUGCCUAGCGUCCCUAAUUACUUUGCAAAACUAUGAUCGUCUUCGGCUGAUUUGACUUGUGUCAUUUCACUUUUGGGCUCAGUCUGUUUUCAUUAGGUCGGAUUAUGUUUACCGUUGGAGGGACGCAAUUUUUCGCAAUCCUUCCAUCAAGAGGUUCCCUAUUUAUAAAAGCGGUGACAAGUCCACGUAGAUAUCAUUUUAUGCAGUCAGUGCCUUUGAAAGCGAAAAGUAUGAGCUUAUCUACAGGUUAGAUGUCCCUCCGUUCCACCAUUUCCGUUUGUGAAGGGGUUUCGUUACCGCAAUGACUGCCGAUACAUGAAUGGAUGGAGCUGCGAUGUCAGAGCUCAACAGCUCUUGGCUCUGGUAGUCGCCUCAUACAAUUGCUUCAAGAAGGAGACUGAGUUGCAAAUUUGUGUCACGACUUUACUGCAACCCCUAGCAAAAAUGAAUCAAUUUUAGGUGGAUGCGCUCUCGGUUAGUUUGAUUAAUAACUUAUGCUUGUGGAUUUUCAGUUGGUAGUCUGACCGAAUUGUCAUCCUUCUAGGUUUUGUGGAGACUGAUACGUCAGAAGACCCAUUUGAGACUAUCCGAAUUGAGUACGAACGUCGACACAGACGCCCCACCGUCAACACACGUCAGACGCCAACGACUUCGUCAGCAGCCAGCGUCGAGCAAGAGCGUCAGCAGUUCUUCCAGCGUCAUGCCGAGGGCCUAAGAAAGCGUGGCUUUCUCUUCACGGCUGCACCGGCGCGCAAAUCGCAGCUGUCGGAGUUUUUGUCGCAGUGGCAAGCUUUCCUCUCAGAUCACGAACCACUCACGCUGGGCAACCUGAGUCAUAUUCCCUGGCUGCCAGUUGCUGAGGGCGAUGUGCCGGGCUUGCUCAGAUUUGUUGGUCACAACUUUGCAUCACUUCGACAACUCCAAGUAGACUGGCAUCCCGAUCGAUUUUUCUCGCGUCUCGCCCCCCGACUGGCCAGUGAGGAUGUUCGACGCGCACUGACUGGCAGGGUAAAUGCAAUAUCGCAGCUCCUCAAUGAGGGAGUUGCUGAGCUCCGGCGCCACAAGGCUGACACGCAGACUGCACCGAAUUCAUAG
Spirometra erinaceieuropaei is the source of this 2702-nucleotide messenger RNA. Lineage: Eukaryota; Metazoa; Platyhelminthes; Cestoda; Diphyllobothriidea; Diphyllobothriidae. The record is from the annotation of a GenBank genome assembly.